GCAGAGGAGUCUCCGGGAAUCAGCAUGUUCCCUUUGCUCAUUGGGGCUGGACUGGUGGUUCUGAACCUAGUGACCUCUGCUAGGAGCCAGAAAACAGAACCCCUUAGUGGCUCUGGGGACCAGUCACUCUUCCGGGGAGCAGAUCGAUAUGACUUUGCCAUCAUGAUCCCUCCAGGAGGCAUAGAAUGCUUUUGGCAAUUUGCCCACCAAACUGGAUACUUCUAUUUCAGCUAUGAGGUUCAGCGGACAAUGGGAAUAUCACAUGACCGGCAUAUUGCUGCCACUGCACAUACCCCACAAGGUUUUCUCAUAGAAACCUCUCAGAAUGUUCGGGGCCAGAUUAACUUCUCUACCCAUGAGACAGGUUUUUAUCAACUUUGUCUAAAAAAUCAGCAAAAUCACUUUGGUUCUGUGCAAGUGUACCUCAAUUUUGGAGUCUUCUAUGAAGAGCCUGAGAUGGACCAUAAACAGAAGAAUGAAAGAAAACAACUGAAUGAUACUCUGGAUGCAAUUGAGGAAAGUACACGAAAGGUACAGAAAAAUAUCUUUCACAUGUGGCGUCAUUACAACUUUGCCCGCAUGAGGAAAAUGGCUGACUUUUUCCUCCUCCAAUCAAACUACAACUAUGUGAACUGGUGGUCGAUGGCCCAGAGCCUUGUUAUUGUUCUUUCUGGGAUCCUGCAGCUGUACUUCCUGAAGCGUCUCUUCAAUGUCUCAACGACUACAGACACAAAGAAGCCAAAAUGCUAAGCUAAAUAAUUACAGUGUGCUGACUCUUCUGGGGCAGAAGCUUUUCAAAGCUUUGCUAAAUCAGCUUUGUAAAGUUAUUAGGGAAAAAUCAAUUUAUCCUAUUAGAAAGUUUUAGUUUAUUGGACUCAUCUACAGAGGCAAA
This is a messenger RNA of Myotis daubentonii (Daubenton's bat), 892 nucleotides long. RefSeq names its product transmembrane p24 trafficking protein 6 (gene TMED6). The record is from RefSeq and is a predicted model, not a curated record. NCBI's taxonomy places the organism in Eukaryota, Metazoa, Chordata, Mammalia, Chiroptera, Vespertilionidae.